AUGCCGGCGGACGACUACACUGCCGCAGUCUCUGGUGGUUUGAAGCUCAAGAGUGUCGCCUCAUCCUCCAAAGUCUCCAAAUCCCACAAAAAGAAGCGUCCGAAACCCUCCCAACCUGAAUCCUCCGCCGAUGCCAACGCGGAGAAGUCCAAAGAUGGGGCAACAGAUCAUGGCGACGAUGUCAAGGACGAGCACGAUGACGCUGCUGUAGACAAGAGUCAACAGGCAUCCGAGGAGGCCGAGGCUCUAUCGCCGGGGCGAGCAGGAAAGACAGAAGCGGAGCUCAGGCAUGAGGAGCGUAGACGGAAAAGGCUCGACGAGCGCCUGAAGCGCGAAGGCACCAAGACGCACAAAGAGCGUGUGGAAGAACUGAACCGCUACCUCAGCAAUCUGAGUGAGCAUCAUGAUAUGUAA
This is a messenger RNA of Letharia columbiana, 414 nucleotides long. RefSeq lists its product as uncharacterized. Lineage: Eukaryota; Fungi; Ascomycota; Lecanoromycetes; Lecanorales; Parmeliaceae. The transcript is spliced from 2 exons. The record is from RefSeq and is a predicted model, not a curated record. Gene Ontology annotation, cellular component: nucleolus. Bases 1 to 414 code for a protein of 137 amino acids.